This is a messenger RNA of Scutellospora calospora, 681 nucleotides long. The record is from the annotation of a GenBank genome assembly. Lineage: Eukaryota; Fungi; Glomeromycota; Glomeromycetes; Diversisporales; Gigasporaceae.
AUGGAAGAAUCACCACAAAGCAAUAACAUAGAACUAAACGACGAGACUGAUACUGAUCGAGAUGAUCGAGACGAGAUUAUGUGUAAAAAUACACCACGAGAAGCGCGUUUCAAGCCACAUUCAAAAAAGCUUGAACUUGACAUCCCGUUACAAACUACCUCCCAAUGGUAUGAUCGGGACAGAGGUGCAGAAUUGGCGUUGGGACUUAAUGAUAAAGAAGCUCGAACUAUUUACGAUCGUACAUGGAGACUUGAUCCAUACGAUGGAUUAUUAGAUAAACAGACAUUGCAGUCGACAAUUGUCCCACCACAAGCAACUUAUUGGAUGGGAACAAUGAAACAAAACGCUCUUCACUUAACACCCGUUCAUGAAACAUUACAAUUACGCCCAGGAUUGAAAUAUCAUGAUAAGAUUGAUGAAAAAAACAGAAAUGCCAAUAAGAAAGCACAAGCUCUAGAAGAAGAAGACAGUAUUAGUGAAUUAAAAAGUGCUAGAAUGGCGUCUGAUGAUCAAAGUGUCGUUUCCAGCAAACUCAGGGGACCUGGAAAGGGAAAGCUUCCUAUGAAUUCUAUUACAGAUAAAAGCACAGAUAAAUCAUUGCUUAAAAAAAACACCCGUCCAAAAUUACAACGAUUAGGGGAGGAAGAAUCAUGGAUUAAAAUGAGAUAUUAUGAUGUUGAA